Molecule: messenger RNA, 2005 nt
Organism: Rhagoletis pomonella (apple maggot)
Lineage: Eukaryota; Metazoa; Arthropoda; Insecta; Diptera; Tephritidae
Gene: eIF2D
Product: eukaryotic translation initiation factor 2D
Exons: 1
Coding region: 94-1854 (586 amino acids)
Biological process (GO): formation of translation preinitiation complex; translational initiation
Molecular function (GO): translation initiation factor activity
Source: RefSeq, a predicted model, not a curated record
GAUUGUGUUUAUUCGAUAAGUCUGCUAGCUCUUCUGUUAUCGAUACAUUGUUAUUGCUGUCGCGACUUGGCACGUCUAUGUUGAUUCACCGGGAUGUUUCUUAAACCAUAUAAACUUCGGAGUAAUGCUCCAUUAAAGGGCUCUGAAUCGAAGCGUUUACGACAACGUGUAGAAAGUACAUUUCCGGAUUCAACAUCCGAGGAGAUCAGUAUUCUUAUUCCUCCAAAGAGCGCUGUGACUCAAUUGAAACUGACAACACAUGGCGGCGUGCAAAUCAACGUCUUCUGUGUGGACAAGUUGCCCAUGUUCUUCGAACUGGAGUCAGGGGAGUUGGCUCCAACUUUAUACGCCUUGUGGCUUGUGUCUACAUUGUUGCCCUACUUUACCACUUUUCGUGAUGUAUUGCCAAAACUUUCUAAUGGUGCUGAUCUAAUGCUGCCGGGCGUAGUGCCGAAAGGCACUGGUAUGAAUAUGUAUGGCCGAUAUCGUCAAGGUCAGUUAAUGGCCGUAAAUUUGGUGUCAAAUGAAUCUGCAGUAGCUGUUGGCUAUUUACCUCGGUCCUCUGAUGAUUUGUAUAUGUGUGGUCGUCAGGGCGUUGCUGUGAAAAUGCUACACAUAUUCGGUGACAAACUAUGGGGACAUGAGCCUACAUUAGUACAGCAAGUACCCUUAAAAAAGGCAACGCCACUAACCACUGAUGACUUCCCAGAACUUGGUGCUAAGGAAGAUAAGCAAAAGCAGGUAAGCGAAAAGUUGACGUUGGCUGAUAUUGUAGCGGCAACCAAUUUAUCAGAAACGCCAGAUGCGGGCACAAAACUUCCUGAUGUGCAGAAUCUUAAAAUUUCCGAAAAUGAUGUUACAGAAGAUGUUAAAAAUCGCGAAAGUACUACCAAAGAUAUCUCCGAAGAAGGUUCCGCAACAACACCUGAAAUUAUACUAAAAAACGCCUUUCUGGCGGCGCUGAAGAAUCAUGGGAAAACUUUACAAUUGCCACUUUUAACAAGCAAUUUCUACCGCUUGUAUGUUGUGCCCGAGGCGCCUCAACCCAUUGACUUAAAGAAGACAAAAUACAAGAAGCUCUCGAAUUUCCUGAACGAAAUGAUUGAUGAGGGCUUCAUAGUCGUGCGCGAGGAGUCGAAAGGCGUAGAUAAAAUAACUGCCAUUGACCUUGAUCAUCCAGAACUAGUUAAUUUUAUUACAGAUUUCAAACCACCUAAGCAACCAAUGGACGGUGAAUUGCAAGAUCAGCCGUUGUUCCGUUCUGAGUUGACGGAAACUUAUAUAAUUACGGAUGCGACGGCGCCUUUCUUUGCGAAAGUGAAUUACAAGCGAGGCGAAGCUAUACCAACUGCACAAAUAAAAAAAAUCGUUCGCGAAUAUAUAAGCAAGCACAAUCUUCCCAAAGCGGAUCCUUCCGGCGGUACAAUCCAAUUAGAUGAAACCCUCGAAAGGAUAUGCGAUGUCAAGACAGCAUCCGUUAGUCAAAUAUGUGGCACACUUACCAGAAAAAUGGAGUACAGCUUCCAAAUGUGCGAACUGAAAAGCGUAGCAGCUAAUAAGCCUCUGAUUCAAAUGUCCCUUGCUACUCGUUCUGGUAAUAAAAAGGUAACUCUCAUCAGCAACGUCGAAUGCUAUGGAAUUAUUGUACCCGAAUUUAUAAAGUUAUGUAAACAAGGUGCUGCGGCAAGCACCACUGUGGUAAAACUACCACAUCAAAAAGCCGAACAGCUACAAAUACAAGGCAACCAGGUGCGAUUUGUUUACAAUUUAUUGACCGAAACUUAUAAAGUUCCACCGAAAUGUAUAUUAGGAUUAGAGUUAGCUAAGGAUGGAAAGAAACAUAAGAAAAAAUAAACUGACCGCUCAAAUGCAUUUGUUACAUGUACAAAAAAUAAAAUAUUUGUAUUAUGAUUUGUUACAAAAUUUAUUGUCAAAAAAGCUAAGCAACGGUAAUCAUGAAUUAAAUUAAAGCUUGAAAGUAACUGCGUCAAAAUAAAAAACGAAA